AUGGCGACAACAGCUCAGUACAUCCCGCGGAAUAACUCCUUACCGUCUAACCCGCUCAUGCAUCCGGACUCGGACAGGAUGCACCAAGGGACGACCUACAGAGAGGUGCAGAAAAUGAUGCACCACGAGUAUUUGCAGGGGCUCGCGGCCACAAACACGGGACAUCCGAUGAGUUUGACGCACCACCAGUGGCUGCCCACAUCCAACACCGACUGGUCGAGCAGCAGCCACCUCCAGCAGGACCACAAGAGCAGCGUGCAGACCCGCGAGGACCUGACCACGAGCUUCCAUCACAGGUCCCAUCUGGUGCACCAGCAGCAGAGCGCGCACCAUGGCUCAUGGGCGCCCACCACCACGCAUCAUCUUUCCCCGCUUUCUCCCGCGUCAAACGGCCACCAGUCCUUGGUGUAUUCUCAGCCCGGGUAUACGAACCUCAACGCGAUGAUGAGCCCGCUGAACCACGGCAUGCGCGAGUCGCUUCACGACGACACGUCCGGUGGCCACGAUAACCAGCUGGAGUCCCCACAGCAGUUCAGCCAUCACCAGGACCACUCGGAUGAGGACGCGCCCAGCUCCGACGACUUGGAGCAGUUCGCCAAGCAGUUCAAGCAGCGCAGGAUCAAACUGGGCUUUACGCAGGCGGACGUGGGCCUCGCGUUGGGUACCCUCUACGGGAACGUCUUUUCUCAGACCACUAUCUGCAGAUUUGAGGCACUGCAGCUCAGCUUCAAGAACAUGUGCAAACUUAAGCCGCUCCUAAACAAGUGGCUGGAGGAGACGGACUCGAACACGGGCAGUCCCACCAAUUUGGACAAGAUCGCCGCGCAGGGCAGGAAACGAAAGAAGAGGACGUCCAUCGAAGUUGGGGUGAAAGGGGCGCUGGAGAAUCAUUUCUUAAAAUGCCCAAAGCCAUCCGCGCACGAAAUCAGCACUUUAGCCGGCACUCUGCAGCUAGAAAAAGAGGUAGUGCGCGUGUGGUUUUGUAAUAGAAGACAAAAAGAGAAAAGAAUGACACCAGUGGGGGUCCCUCACCCGAAUAUGGACGACGUAUAUUCCCAAGCAGAGACCCCUCCUCUACACCGCACACUACAGAGCCCUGUGCAGUGACUGUUUUCAUGAACGCUUUGAGGGGGGAGAGAAAAGGGGAAAUAAUGGGACUUGUGGAGUUUACAGUAUUUAAGUUUGGCUUUUGUUGUUCCUGACACAAAAAGAGACACGAGGGAGUUUGUUUGAACACCUUAGUAUUCGGAGUAAGUCUUGUCCAGCAAAUAGAUGACAGGAGCAAAAUGUUUAAAAAAGAAAAAAAAAAUACAGAAAAAAAGAUUGAAAAUAUUUGCUAUUACUGAUUUCGUGCGCGUUUAAAGUGAAACAAAGAUCUUUAUUUACCAAAAUUUUAUGGAGGCGACAUGCGUAUAAAGUAAAUCCCAUGGCUGGUCAAUAUGCCACAG
Molecule: messenger RNA, 1448 nt
Organism: Boleophthalmus pectinirostris (great blue-spotted mudskipper)
Lineage: Eukaryota; Metazoa; Chordata; Actinopteri; Gobiiformes; Gobiidae
Gene: pou3f1
Product: POU class 3 homeobox 1
Exons: 1
Coding region: 1-1107 (368 amino acids)
Biological process (GO): brain development; regulation of transcription by RNA polymerase II
Cellular component (GO): nucleus
Molecular function (GO): DNA-binding transcription factor activity, RNA polymerase II-specific; RNA polymerase II cis-regulatory region sequence-specific DNA binding
Source: RefSeq, a predicted model, not a curated record